GCUUGUGCAGGCCGAGGACACCAUCGAUGUCGCCCGCAACACCUUAGAGAAAGCGUCUCCCAUCGGUCUGGACCUCACCCAUGAGGUUACACUGACUGGCCACUGGGCUCCAGGAGUUCUCUUGGCUGCCUCCCCAGUGCUGGGAUUCAACCUGCGUGCAUGGGCUGCGGGGAUCACACCCAGGACCUCAUGCUUUCUAGGCAAGCACUGUCCACUGAGCUAUUUCCGUCCAUCCUGUCCUAUAGGUUUUUCACAAUGGCUGCAGCCCCUCAAGCACCCAAGAGGGGGUCUGUUCGGAAGACAAGACCUGUGACUGUGAAGACCUCACUGAACAACCCCUAUGUGAUCAGCUGGAGCACCCUGGAGAGAGAGGACAUGCACUUCAUCUUACAGACACUUGAGGACAGGCUUAAAUCCAUUGGACUUCAGAAAAUUGAGGAUAAGAAAAGGAAAAAAGCAGCUCUUGUAAAAAAGCAAGGCACAGAAAGCUGUGGCCAGGAUGUUGCUAUCAGUGAGAAUAUAAAGGAGCAAACACCAGAUGCUAACCAGGCAGCAUCGGGGUGGACGCCUGUGCAUGCCAGGAAGCAGCUGGCCAUUGGCGUUAAUGAAGUCACCAGGGCCUUGGAGAGGAACGAACUGCUUCUGGUUCUAGUGUGUAAGUCUGCCAAACCUGCCAUCAUCACCUCACACUUGAUUCAAUUGAGUUUGAGCAGAUCUGUUCCUGCCUGUCAGGUCCCCCGGCUCAGUGAAAGGAUCGCCCCUGUCAUUGGCUUAAAAUGUGUACUGGCCUUGGGGUUCAGAAAGACCACCACAGACUUUGCUGACGAAGUCAAAGCCAUCAUUCCCAGAGUGCCCAGCUUAAAUGUGCCGUGGCUUCAUGACACAAUCAAAGAGCCUGAAGACAGACUAGAGACUGAAUCUUUGGAAAGCCAAGACAAAGGAGUUUUAGAAUCUUCCUUUGAAGACCUUACAACACUCGGUAAGAGAAAGCUUGCUGAAAGUAGGCAGGCUUCAGCUGCAGUAUUACAGCCCCUUAAAAUAAAGAAGCUGAUUCCCAAUCCCAGUAAGAUAAGGAAACCACCUAAAAAUAAAAAAACUACUUCAAAGUAGCUUGUCACUUUGUAUAAUUGGUUUAAAAUAUGUAAAUAAACCUUGAAAUAAAGCGAAUUAUCCUUA
Molecule: messenger RNA, 1176 nt
Organism: Jaculus jaculus (lesser Egyptian jerboa)
Lineage: Eukaryota; Metazoa; Chordata; Mammalia; Rodentia; Dipodidae
Gene: Rpp38
Product: ribonuclease P/MRP subunit p38
Exons: 2
Coding region: 160-1110 (316 amino acids)
Biological process (GO): tRNA 5'-leader removal
Cellular component (GO): ribonuclease MRP complex; fibrillar center; nucleolar ribonuclease P complex
Molecular function (GO): ribonuclease P RNA binding; ribonuclease P activity
Source: RefSeq, a predicted model, not a curated record